UCUCUCAUCUCUCUUUUCUGUAUAUUAUUCUCUUGUUUUUGAUUCUCCACUCCAUAAAUUAUCAAAGUUGAAACCCUUGAAAACUUUCUAAAAGAGAAAAAGAGUGAUCAAAUUAAUUUUAACAUGGUUUUCUCAUCUGUUCCAACCUAUCUUGAUCACCACAAUUGGCAUCUCCAGUUGCAACAAUCUAACCACCAACAACUAGGGCUUGGUGGUGGCGGUGGCGAAAACCCUACUCUCUCACCACCUCCUCCUCCGCCUCAACCAGUUGGUGGCGGAGGUGGAGGUGGUGGUUCACGUGGGGAAGGGUCUAUCAGACCAGGAUCUAUGGUAGAUCAAGCAAGGUUGGCCAAGCUUCCUAUGCCAGAGCCAGGAUUAAACUGUCCACGUUGUGAUUCAACCAACACUAAGUUUUGCUACUUCAACAACUAUAGCCUCACACAACCGCGGCACUUUUGCAAGACGUGUAGGCGCUAUUGGACUCGAGGCGGUGCUCUAAGAAAUGUCCCGGUUGGGGGAGGUUGUAGGAAAAACAAAAGGAAUAGUAAAAGCAGAAGCUCAAAAUCUCCUAGCCGAACCGGGCCUAAAUCUGUAAGUGAUAGUCCAUCAAGAUGUAGCACCGAAACUAUGGCAAGUACUCAACUCCCUAAUCCCCCCUCUCUUCAAUUACCAUUCAUGAGCUCUUUGGGUCAUUAUGGAGGUGUUGGUAGCAAUAUUAGCUCAAAUCUUGGUGGAUUUCAGCCUCAAAAUGAAAUGGGCAAUUUUCAAUUAGGAAGUGGGAGCUCAACUGGGAAUAACUUCAACAACAUGUUAUCAAUUGGAGGGAUUGAAAACUGGAGAUUGCCUUUCUUAGCUGGAUUUGAGGUACCCAAUAAUACCAAUUUAUUUCACUAUCAAAAUGAAGGUGCAGCUGAUCAAGCACCAUCAUCUUCAAUAGUAGGAGGAGAUAUGCGAAUUCCAAACACUGGAAUUGAUAAUACCCAAAUAGAUCCUCCUGUGAAGAUGGAGGAUAACCGCGGCUUGAGUGUAUCAAGACAGUUUCUUGGUGUUUCCGAAACUACUAAUCAACAACCAUGGGUGGGAAACGCAUGGACUGGAAUUUCUGGUGUCAGUAGUACUUCUUCUACUACUCCUACUACACAUUUCCUAUAGUUUGGUUGUUUUUAUCUUUGCAAAGAGGGGGGGGGGGGGGGUCUUCUUUGAUCUAACGAUGCAUUCUGAGUAUAAUUCAGCUCAAAGUUGCAUGUAGCAGUUUUUAUAAGGGAGGUACUGAACUGAAACUUGGAUCAUACAAACCCUAGGUUGCAUAUAUGGUUGUCUCCAGGUCAAGUAAUUAGGGUUCCACAUCCCACUGUGCUGAAGAAGGAGAACUAAUGUUAGGUUUACUUUGUUUGUUGAGUUAACUUUGUGAUAUGAUAUGAUGUUUGUUUAUUUUAUUAAUGAGUUUGAGGGUUUACUUGUGUACUUCUAUGUAGAAUGUUCCUAUAAUUUCGAUGUAAGUGUGUGCUACUUUGCUAAUAUUCAUGUAUUAUUUGCUAA
Molecule: messenger RNA, 1539 nt
Organism: Helianthus annuus (common sunflower)
Lineage: Eukaryota; Viridiplantae; Streptophyta; Magnoliopsida; Asterales; Asteraceae
Product: dof zinc finger protein DOF2.4
Exons: 2
Coding region: 124-1152 (342 amino acids)
Biological process (GO): regulation of DNA-templated transcription
Molecular function (GO): DNA binding; DNA-binding transcription factor activity
Source: RefSeq, a predicted model, not a curated record